Nothoprocta perdicaria is the source of this 1389-nucleotide messenger RNA. It is a transcript of the gene MCRIP1, whose product is annotated as MAPK regulated corepressor interacting protein 1. NCBI's taxonomy places the organism in Eukaryota, Metazoa, Chordata, Aves, Tinamiformes, Tinamidae. The coding region runs from base 1 to 546 and encodes 181 amino acids. The record is from RefSeq and is a predicted model, not a curated record. The transcript is spliced from 5 exons.
AUGGCAAUCGCGGGCGGGGCCGCCGUGGGUGUGGCCAAGGCGCAGCAGGGGGCGUGGCGGGCGCUGCCGGAGUCGGACGGGGUGGGGCUCGCGCGGAGGGGCGUGACCAGAUCCGGCGUGGGGGCGUGGCCAGCGCCCCGGCGCGUGGAGGGGGCGGGGCGUGUCGGCGCCUGCGCGCGCGGCGCUUCCGUCGCGGCCUGCGGCGAGCGGAGGCCGGAGCCGGGGCCCAGCCGCCGCCGCACGGACGACGCCACCAUGGCCAGCUCCCCCGUGUCCCGCGUGGUCUACAACGGCAAGCGCAGCGGCGGCCCGCGCUCCCCCGGCAGCGGCAGCGAGAUCUUCACGCCGGCGCACGAGGAGAACGUGCGCUUCAUCUACGAGGCCUGGCAGUGCGUGGAGCGCGACCUGCGCGGCCAGAUGGGCUCGGAGCGCGGCCUGGUGGAGGAGUACGUGGAGAAGAUGCCCAACCCCAGCCUCAAAGCGUUUAAACCCGUCGACUUGGGCGAUCUGAAGAGGAGGAGCACACAGGAUGCCAAGAAGUCCUAAGGCAGGUCGUCCCUGUGGAUUCGACUGGUCUCCUAAGGUCCUCGAGCAGAUUUGAGAUUUUUUUGUGUGUUUUUGUUUUUUUGUGUGUGUGUGUGGUUUUUUUUUCCUCCUCUGUUCUGUCCUCUGCCCUGGGAAAGCUGAUCAGCUUUGGGGCUGGCUCUGAAGCUGCCUGAAUUCAAAGAUGUGGGGGGCUCCCUGAGGGUUCCCGGAGCCCCCUGUAGCAGAUCCCUGUCCCUUUCCCGUAGCUUUCUGUGGCCUCGAGCUGUCCCUCCCCGUUUGGCGCCAGGCUCGCAGCUCCCUCGCUCUCCGUGCGCCUCCAUCCCCGGUGCUCGGGCUUGCCGGGGCCCGGCAGGGCAGAGCGGGGACUGUGCUAGGUCUCUGCUCCCUUCUGGGCGCCCAGGGCCCGCCGAGGCUGGAGCUGGUGAAGGAGAGCGGGUUCCUUCCCGUGCCUUGCACAGAAAGGCAGCCCAGGUGCAAUAGCAGCUCGCGGGGCGGCCCUGCUUGCGAGUGACACUGUGCCUGUUCUCUGCUCCCCUGUGGGCGGCCUUAGCUGGCACCUGGGUGGGCAGUGCUGGGCAUGAGGCGGUGCUGACAAAGCUCCUGGUUCUGUAGCGGAGGCCACGUUUUCCUUGUGCUUGCACCGGGCAGAUCCCCGAGGUGCUGGAGCUGCUCCUCUCCCUGCGGAUGGAGAGACGUGUGUCAGCACUGGCCCCAACCCCGGGCAUCCGAUCCCUGCUCCGGUGGGCCCGGGGCUGGUGUUGCCCCCAGACCUGGGCACUCCAGCCGCCCCAUGGGGGUGGCAGGGGGUUGGUCAGUGCUGACUCUCCUAGUGAAAGAAGCUGC